AUGGUUGCGGGUCGUAACGUGCUUUUUCCGAUCGAUGCCAGCGAGAAUUGUGAGAGGGCAUUCAAGUGGUAUGAAGCCAACCUACGAAAGCCUGAUGACCUCGUUUUCUUUGUUCAUGUAAUCGAACCUGUGUAUACAACUCCAGCGAUUGGCUUGGCCAUGGAGUCGCCUCCUCUCAUGGUGGAUGACAUGACACGGGUUAUGGAGGAGAGCAUAGCGGCGGGCAAGAAACUUGGGCAAAAGUAUAUGCAGAUGGCUAAAGAGAGCAAUUUGGACUGCAAAGCCUUUCUCCAUGUGGACACGAAAGCUGGUGCGGCGAUUGUAAAAUCCGCUGUAGACCAUCAGGCAGACAUAAUCGUCAUUGGUUCCCGUGGACUUGGAGCCAUUAAGCGUACCUUCUUGGGCAGCUUCUACACGGAGAAUCUGCAUCGAGAUGAUGAUACGGUUAUUUUUCUCCAUGUGAUUGAACCCAACCCAAAGGUUAAUUCGAUUAACGCUGCAAAGGAUGAAGACUCCGAAGUCCUCGAAAUGCCUUCUCAGUUGCAGAAAUCAGUAGAUUCCGGGAAAGCUCUAGGCCACAAAUACCUCGCAUGGGGUAGAGAGGCGGGAUUUGAUGUGAAGGCUUUUGUGCGUUCGGACUCGAAACCUGGCGUUGCCAUUAUGAAGGCAGCAAGGGAGCUUGAUGUAGACCACAUCGUUGUCGGAAGUCGCGGACUCAACGCCCUCGGACGAACGUUGCUGGGCAGCUCCUUCCGCCGACCUGGAGACGAACUUCUUAUCCUUGCGGUGGUUGAGCCCACACUACCGAUGCGCGAAUCGCAGAAUGUGGGAGUUGGAUCAAAUGACCCGCUGGUAGAGGCUGCAAUGAUGGGUGGGCGGACCGUUGUACGGCGGUUUCUACGUUGGGCGCACGAACUUGGUCUACCCUGUCGCGGUCUUGUACAGUUGGACAUCAGUCCGGGCUUCAGGAUCGUGCGUACUGCACGUGAACGAGGUGUCCACACCAUUCUGAUUGGACCUCGUGUAAGAGUCUCUAACGACUUUGAGAGGCAUGAGUUUGAUAGUAUAACUGAGUACGUGUUGCGGAAUUGUCCAAACAUCACUCUGACUGUCGUUCCUCCCUCUACAGACGAUAGGCGAGCGGAGAAAAACUUGCGCAUUUAUGAUAGCAUUAAUUACUCCGUCACAAUCAUGUCGGUCGUUGGCAGCGAGGAAAGUCGGAGGGUUCGCAAGAUCCUCUUCCCCAUAGAUGACAGCGAAAAUUGUUCUAUCGCGUUCAAGUGGUACCUUAACUAUGUCAGAUUACCUGGCGACUUCAUCACAUUCGUGCAUGUUGUGGAGCCACUCUACACGUCAGGUGAAAUGCGAAUCGACAUGGAAAAUCCGGAAGUGCGGUUUGAGGACGUUCCCAAAACCGUUGAGAGUGUAAUGAACAGAAGUAAGGCCCUAGGGUUGAAUUAUAUGAGCUUGGCCAAGGAGGCUGGUCUGGAGUCAAGGGCUUUCCUUCACGUGGAUACUCAACCUGGUCGGGCCAUCCUCACUUCUGCAAAGAACCACAACGUCGAUAUGAUCGUAAUGGAGUCAAAAGGUCAGGGCAUUUUGUCUGGCGCAUCCCUAAGUCGUGUUUCAGAUUAUGUUGUACACAAUUUAACUGUUCCUGUCGUCAUUGUGCAUGCGGAAAAGGGCUGA
Hydatigera taeniaeformis is the source of this 1689-nucleotide messenger RNA. The record is from the annotation of a GenBank genome assembly. NCBI's taxonomy places the organism in Eukaryota, Metazoa, Platyhelminthes, Cestoda, Cyclophyllidea, Taeniidae.